ACAUUAUGUGAGGCCCCGCCCCAUCAAUAAUAAUAAUAUAUUGACACAGAGAGACAGCAACCGCUGACAGAUAUUCUGAUAUUCUUCAGUGAUCGGAGUAAUGGAGGCGAGCGAAGAGGCAGAGAGCGCGGCGCAGCAGCAGAAUAACGCGGCGCAGAGACGCGCGGAGAUCCGCAGGAGGAAGCUUCUGUUGAACUCCGAGCAGCGCAUGAAGAAGAUCGUGGGCUUCAGUAAGAGCGACGCAGAUGCAGCCAGAGUCCUGGAGCCGCGUCUGCAGCUGGAUCUGGACGGGAUGGAGACCUGCUCCUCCAAGAGGCUGUCUCCGCUGCUGUCCGAGUCUCUGGGGAGCGUUUCGGAUGAAGCGGCGUCUGAGGAGGUCCGGCAGCGGCUGGCAGCAGACGAGCGCUCGGCGUCUCCUCGCAGGGGUCUGCAGAAGUACCUGUCCCGCUUCGACGACGCCAUGAAGCUGCGAGGACAGCUGUCUGCAGAGAAGACGUCUCAGGACGGCGGCGGCGAGGAGGAGCUGGACUCGUUCAGUCUCUUCCGGCUCGUCUGCAGCAUCACUCUGGCCAUCUUCGUGCGCAUCUUCGUCUGCCAGUAUCUGUCCAUCUUCGCACCGUUCCUCACUCUGGAGCUGGGCUUCAUGGGAUUGCACAAAUACUUCCCAAAGGUGGAGAAGAAGAGUCAGACCACGAUGCUGACGGCCGCGCUCCUGCUGUCAGGGAUCCCCGCUGAAGUCAUCAGCCGCUCCAUGGACACCUACAGGAAGAUGAGCGACGUCUUCUCUGACCUCUGCAUCUACUUCUUCACCUUCAUCACGUGUCACGAGCUACUGCUGCUCUUCGGCUGCGACGCGUCCUGAAGAUCCAACAGUCCUUCAUCUUCUGUUACCCAUCUGGCCAUGAAACUGCGCAGCUCCUGCAUCUCAGCCGACAUACUGUUCCUCAUUUUAACGUCCUUCUCCAGUCCUGUUUCAUGUAGUGUUCAGAGAUGUUAGAGAUGUUCAUGUUGACCACUGUGAAACUAGUAAAGGUCUGAGCAGAGAGCCCUGAUGCUCUAAUAUCAA
Molecule: messenger RNA, 1066 nt
Organism: Carassius auratus (goldfish)
Lineage: Eukaryota; Metazoa; Chordata; Actinopteri; Cypriniformes; Cyprinidae
Product: calcium signal-modulating cyclophilin ligand
Exons: 4
Coding region: 101-862 (253 amino acids)
Biological process (GO): tail-anchored membrane protein insertion into ER membrane
Cellular component (GO): GET complex
Source: RefSeq, a predicted model, not a curated record